GUUCCUACACUAGCUAUAUACUGCUGGGGCAGCACAGCCCUUGAUGGAAUAAGAAAACAGAAUAUCCAAAGCGAACCUGGAAGCUGUGAACUGUGGGCAGCUCUAACUAAUCAACGUUUAUGGAUUGAUGCCAACGAUCUUUCUACUUCUGAGAAAAUGGCAGCGGCCUGGGGUGCUGUUUGGGUUGCUCUGGUCCGCAGUUGCGGGAGGCGCGGGGCACUCAUGCUUGGCAGCUUCCGGGAACGCAAAGGCUGGACAGCUCCGUGGCUCGCAACCGCCUCCCUGCUCGGAGGGGGUGCCUUGGUGGCCUCCUGCCGAGGAUGGAACAGGCGGGAGGGGACUGGCAGCUUCUUCCUGGUUCUGGCACAGAAGGAAGAGGCGGUGGAUGAAGAGAUGGCAGAAAAGCUUUCCAUUCGAAAGCAACGUUUUAUGAAAUUUGCUUCUUUGGAAUAUGGAGGAGAAUAUUACAUGACUCCAAGAGACUUCCUGUUCUCAGUUAUGUUUGACAAAUCAGAGCGUAAAACUUUGGCCAAGAAACUGACAAAAAAGGAAGUAGAUUCUACCCUAGCAAAUGUUACGAAGGCUAAACCAGGACCAACUUUUUUCAGAGAUCUUGGAGACAGAGGAUUGAUUUCCUACACAGAGUACCUCUUUUUGCUGACAAUACUCACAAAACCACAGACUGGAUUUCAUAUUGCUUUUAAAAUGUUGGAUGCAGAUGGCAAUGAACAAGUAGAGAAAAAAGAAUUCUUUAAGCUUCAGAAAAUAAUUGGAAAGCAAGAUGAAUUUAAAACAGCUUCAGGAGAUGACAUCCUGUCUCAGGAAUCAGAAAUGGAAGGUGCUGAUAUCAACACCAUGUUACUGGUCCACUUUUUUGGAAAAGGAGGAAAAGAUAAACUUCAGUAUUCGGAAUUCCAAAGAUUUAUGCAGGAUUUACAAGCAGAAGUACAAGAAUUGGAAUUCAAUCAGUUUUCCAAAGGUCUAACCUUCAUGAGAAAGGAAGAUUUUGUAGAGUGGUUGCUGUAUUACACAGAUGAAGAAAACAAUGAAAUUUACUGGCAAAAUGUGAAAGAGAGAAUCCAAGGAGGAGAGAGUAUCAGUAUGGAUGAAUUUAAGACUUUCUGUCAAUUUACAAACCGUUUAGAAGAUUUCUCAAUUGCUCUGAAAAUGUUUACUGUGGCCAGCCGUCCUGUUAAACGGGCGGAGUUCAAGAGAGCUGUGAAAGUGGCUACAGGACAGGAACUCUCAGAUAACGUUUUGGACACCAUCUUCAAGAUCUUUGAUUUAGAUGGAGAUAAUUGCCUCAGCCAUGCAGAGUUCCUUGGAGUCCUUAAAAACAGGAUGCAUCGUGGAUUAAGGGUGCCUCAGCAACAAGGAGUCCAAGGUUACUGGAAAUGUGUGAAACGAGAAACCAUUAAGGGAGCAAAAGAAGUUUGGAAGCAAACCGGGAAGAGUCCUUUUUAAAUGUAUUUUUGUAUUUUAUGACUCGGCUUUCUGGUUUUGCUUUGCUUUUCAUGUAUUUGUUUUACAGAUUGGCUCUACUAGACGAAGUGCAAUCAUUUAAUGCCAUUAAAUAUCAGACACUUCCAUUAUUUGAUUUUGAUAGGGGGUGGGCAUGAAAAAGAAAAUGUAUUUUGUGUUUCGGAAUCAUUCAGGGAUGCUGCAGUUUGA
Messenger RNA from Thamnophis elegans (Western terrestrial garter snake), 1671 nucleotides. It is a transcript of the gene MICU2, whose product is annotated as mitochondrial calcium uptake 2. Gene Ontology annotation, cellular component: uniplex complex. Bases 157 to 1464 code for a protein of 435 amino acids. Gene Ontology annotation, biological process: mitochondrial calcium ion homeostasis; calcium import into the mitochondrion. The transcript is spliced from 12 exons. NCBI's taxonomy places the organism in Eukaryota, Metazoa, Chordata, Lepidosauria, Squamata, Natricidae. Gene Ontology annotation, molecular function: calcium ion binding. The record is from RefSeq and is a predicted model, not a curated record.